GGAGCUGCGUGUCGCCGUGGAAGCGGAGCCGCAGACCUGCCUCCGGCUCGGCUGCGCCGCGCGCAGUCCGCACAGGGGACGGGUUCGCUCGCACGGAGGCGUCGGUAGUUCAGCGCGUCGACGACGCGGACGCGAAACGCAUCGUGCUGGACGCAACUUUACGCGGGGACUCCACGCACAAGGCGAGGCUCCCCCUGAGCCGCGUAUCCACCGGCUGGAUUCGAAACCAGUUGGACUCGUCCGAACUCCACUUGUUGAUGAGGCACUAACGGACCGUCCCGUCACAUCGCCCGACACUCGUAUGCGCAAUUUGGAUCAACCCCCCCCCCGUGCGACGGACGGCGGCGCGAGGGAAGUUUGAAGCCAUGACGCUUUGAGGCAGACGGCGCAGGUGAUGUUUGUGGAGCGGUAGCGGCUCUGCGCGUCCGAUCGUGUUACGCAGCGUCAUGGGGAACCAGGUGGACAAGCUGUCACAUUUAAGUUACGCGGAAGUUCCCACCGUGGACCCGAACGGCGUGGACGCGGAGGACGGCCCGCGGAUCGGCGUCUCCUAUAUAUUCUCCAACGACGACGACGAGAUGGACGACGGCUGUGCGGUGGAAGUCACGGAUAAAGACCCGAACCAGGAAGAGAAGCAGCACGAGCCGCGCGACGAGGUGGAGUGCGCCGUGUUCUACCGGGACGAGUGCAUCUACGAGAAGAGCGUCAAGUCCGCCAGCCUGGACGUGUUCUCCCCGGAAAACCUGCUCAACAAAUGCAAAGCGGGCGAUCUGGUGGAGUUCGUGGCCACGGGCCAGUACCCGCACUGGGCCGUGUACGUGGGCGACUUCCAGGUGGUGCACCUGCACCGGGCCGAGGUGAAGAACAGCUUCCUGACGGACGCGAGCCAGGGGCGGCGGUGCCGGGUCGUGAACGACCGGUACCGAUUCAAGGCGCUCGGCGCGGACGUGGUGGUGCAGAACGCGAUGGAGCAGGUGGGCCUGAAGGACCGGGAGCUGAGCUGGAGGAACUCCGAGUGCUUCGCCGCCUGGUGCCGGUUCGGCAGGCGCGAGUUCAAGGUGGGCGGGGAGAUUCGGAUAGGCAAGCAGCCGUACCGGCUCAAGCUCCUCGUGUCGGACAAGCACGCGCACGUGCUGGAGUUCCAGAGCUUGGAGGAUAUGAUCGCGGAGAAGCGGCGCAACGACCACCUGGGCCGGACGGCCGUGCUGCGGGAGCUGGCCACGCACGUGAGCGGCGCGGGGGAGACGCGCGGGCACGCGGGCGCGGACUGACGCCUGCCCCUUUUCACGCUCUUCGACUGUCAUCGUUCUGUAGCAGAGCGUUUCUACUCAUCCCGUGUCCUGUUACUUAAUCCUCCCAUGGUUCAACUUCAACUCCACCGCAGACGACAUGGUGCCAGAGCUGCUGCUGAAAGCUGCAAGUUCUCUCUCUCUGCCUUCAAGGGUAAUUCUUCAGUUCUGGGGCUGGUGUGUGCUGCCCCGGUCGAAGUCUGUGUUAACUGUACCCAAGUUUCAAGUAAACCACCAUUCAUCGCC
Molecule: messenger RNA, 1535 nt
Organism: Betta splendens (Siamese fighting fish)
Lineage: Eukaryota; Metazoa; Chordata; Actinopteri; Anabantiformes; Osphronemidae
Gene: lratd2a
Product: LRAT domain containing 2a
Exons: 2
Coding region: 447-1271 (274 amino acids)
Source: RefSeq, a predicted model, not a curated record